AUGGCCCAAGAAUAUAAGCUCAAGGGCAUAACCUCCUUCGGAGACCUGAAACAUACCACUGAUAAACUCGAAGCCGAAGUGGAAGGCAUUCCUGAUGGAAAAGUACUACUUGUGAAUUUGGAUGGCAAGAUCCAUGGCCUGAGUCCGCGCUGUACCCAUUAUGGGGCUCCUUUAAAGAACGGGGUCGUGUCACCUGAUGGGCGGAUUACUUGUCCCUGGCAUGGAGCUUGCUUUAAUGUCGGCACCGGAGAUGUCGAGGAUGCACCCGCCUUGAACGCCUUGCACAAAUUCGAAGUUUUUGAAAAAGAAAGCGCAGUCUACAUCCGUGCUACAGAAGCCGAUAUUAAAGCUGGACAAAGAAAUCCAGUAGGCCAGUGCGGAGUCUCCAAAUCAGACGAGAAAGUUGUUAUUAUUGGAGGUGGAAGCGGAACAAUUGGCGUAGUCCAAGCGCUGCGCGAGCUCAAAUACCCAGGCCACAUCACUAUCAUCUCAACAGAACCAGAAUAUGUGAUUGAUCGUACUAAGCUCUCCAAGGCCCUCAUUGCAGACGCAUCCAAGAUCCUCUGGCGUCCAGCCGAGUGGUAUGCCGAGGCAGGAAUCGAGACUCUUGUCGACGAAGUCAAAGCUGUAGACUUUUCCUCGAAGCGUCUCUCAACAGCUUCUGGAAAGACCAUAGCGUAUACAAAACUCGUCCUGGCCACAGGAGGAACGCCGCGCUCGCUUCCACUUCCGGGUUUUAAAGACAAUGAACUGCGGAACAUCUUCCCACUGCGUACCGUCGCCGACGUCCAGGCUAUUCUCGAAGCGACGGGCGACGAAAAGAAACAGAUUGUGGUAAUCGGCUCCUCAUUUAUUGGCAUGGAAGUUGGAAAUGCACUCGCCGGCAAAGAACAUAAGGUCACAAUUGUGGGUAUGGAGAGUGCUCCAAUGGAGCGCGUGAUGGGCGCCAAGGUCGGCCAGAUAUUCCAGCAGAACCUCGAGAAGAGCGGAAUCACAUUCAAGCUCUCGGCCGGCGUUGAAAAAGCCACUGCGUCCGAAUCAAAGCCCAAUGCCGUCGGUUCAGUCCAUCUAAAAGACGGAACCGUCCUCCAGGCCGAUCUGGUCAUUCUAGGCGUGGGCGUGCGUCCUGCAACGGACUACCUCCAAGACAACAUUGCCAUCUCACUCCAGAAAGAUGGAUCCAUCGCUGUAGACUCCAACUUUGUCGUUCCAGGCCCCAAUGACAAUGUCUUUGCUAUUGGUGAUAUCGCCUCUUACCCGUACCAUGGCCCAGGGGGGGAAGGAAGCCCCGUCCGUAUCGAACAUUGGAAUGUAGCGCAAAACGCCGGACGGGCUGUCGCGCGCGCCAUUGUCCAUGCGAGACAUUCCCCUUUAUCUUCUCUUCCGCCUAAGCCAUUUAUCCCGAUUUUCUGGUCCGCGCUUGGUGCUCAGCUGCGGUACUGUGGCAAUACCGUCAAUGGAUAUGAUGAUGUGGUUUUGAAGGGCGAACCUGAGAAUGGGAAGUUUGUUGCCUAUUACACCAAGGGGGAUGUUGUUGUUGCUGUCGCGACUAUGGGAGUAGAUCCUGUAAUGGUCAAGUCCGCAGAUUUGAUGAGGAGAGGCAAGAUGCCUGGGAAGAAGCAGAUUGCCGGCGGACUGGAUGUGCUGCAGGUCAAUUAA
Molecule: messenger RNA, 1659 nt
Organism: Penicillium verhagenii
Lineage: Eukaryota; Fungi; Ascomycota; Eurotiomycetes; Eurotiales; Aspergillaceae
Gene: nfr1
Product: putative AIF-like mitochondrial oxidoreductase (Nfrl)
Exons: 3
Coding region: 1-1659 (552 amino acids)
Cellular component (GO): cytoplasm
Molecular function (GO): flavin adenine dinucleotide binding; oxidoreductase activity, acting on NAD(P)H; 2 iron, 2 sulfur cluster binding
Source: RefSeq, a predicted model, not a curated record